AUUUUUAAUUCUGUUUAAAUUAUAUGUUGAUAAAAAAUAUAUAAAUUAAUAAAUGCCAUCAAUUAAAUAAAAAAAAAUGUAUGGAUAAUCAAUAUAAACCAGGACAUAGUAACAGAAGAAUUUUAACCAGCCAGUUUAUUAUGUCAAAGGCAAGGGCGUUUAUAAGAAAAAAGAAGGGUUUAUUUAUUUCCAACUUCAUUUUAUUCAGUCUUGAUCUUUUGGAAAUUUGACAUUUCUGGAAGAAAAUUUAAAAUUAUCAGAAUCAUCUUGUUAUUAUUUUUAAUUAAUAUCACAUAGAAAUGUCGACAUUUCCAGGAUCUAUCGCCUUUGAUGAAUAUGGGCGCCCCUUUAUAAUUUUAAGGGACCAAGACAGACAAAAAAGAUUAACCGGAAUCGAUGCAUUGAAGUCACAUAUUUUGGCUGCAAGUCAGAUUGCUCACACAGUUAGUACUUCUUUAGGACCAAAGGGUUUGGACAAGAUGAUGGUGUCACCUGACGGAGAAGUUACGGUGACCAAUGAUGGCGCUACUAUUUUGAAAAUGAUGGAUGUUGAGCAUCAAGUAGCUAAAUUGUUGGUUCAGUUAUCCCAGUCUCAGGAUGAUGAAAUUGGAGAUGGAACAACGGGAGUUGUAGUUCUAGCAGGAGCUCUUCUAGAACAAGCAGGUACUCUAUUAGAUCGUGGUAUUCACCCAAUUAGAAUCGCUGAUGGUUUUGAACUCGCCUGUCAGACAGCUGUAGAGCAUUUGGAAAAAAUUGCCGAAGUAUUUCCAGUUUCUGCUGAAAAUACUGAGCCUCUAGUUAAAGUUGCAAUGACCACAUUAGGAUCUAAAAUCAUUAAUAAAUGUCACAGACAAAUGGCAGAAAUCGCAGUUAAUGCUGUUUUAGCUGUGGCUGAUUUAGAACAAAAAGAUGUUAAUUUUGAAUUAAUCAAAGUUGAAGGAAAGGUCGGUGGUAAAUUAGAAGACACAACAAUGGUCCGUGGCGUAGUCAUAGACAAAACAAUGUCUCAUCCCCAAAUGCCAAAAGAGCUUAGAAAUGUCAAACUGGCCAUUCUCACCUGCCCCUUUGAACCACCAAAGCCCAAAACCAAACAUAAGUUGGAUGUUGCCAGUGUAGAGGAUUACAAAGAAUUGAGGCAGUAUGAACAAGACAAGUUCAAAGAAAUCGUUAGUCUGGUUAAGAACGCCGGCGCCACAUUGGCCAUCUGUCAAUGGGGUUUUGAUGAUGAAGCCAACCAUUUGCUUUUGCAACAGGAGUUGCCGGCCGUCAGAUGGGUGGGCGGUCCCGAAAUAGAACUUAUCGCUAUCGCGACCGGCGGUAGGAUUGUGCCGCGAUUUGAGGAACUUAGUCCUGAAAAACUUGGUUAUGCAGGUUUGGUAAGGGAAAUAUCCUUUGGUACCACCAAAGAUAAGAUGAUGGUGAUAGAAGAAUGCAAGAAUUCCCGUGCCGUGACUAUUCUAGUUAGAGGCGGUAAUCAAAUGCUGGUAGCUGAGGCUAAGAGGAGUCUACACGAUGCGUUAUGUGUCGUUAGGAGUUUAGUACAGGAACCAAGAGUAGUUUAUGGUGGAGGUGCAGCGGAGAUCGCCUGCAGUUUGGCAGUAGCAGCCCAAGCUGAUCAACUGGCAACUUUGGAGCAAUACGCAUACCGCGGCUUCGCCGAAGCUUUAGAAAGCAUCCCGUUGGCUCUCGCCGACAAUAGCGGUCUUUCUGCCAUCCACACCUUAGGAGAAAUCAAGGCUAAACAGUCCGCCACCGGAGAUCCAGCCUUGGGCGUGGAUUGCAUGAACACCGGCAACAUCAACAUGCGUGAGCAACAUGUUACUGAAUCUGUUAAAUCUAAGCGGCAACAAUUGCUGUUGGCCACGCAGUUGGUGAAGAUGAUUUUGAAGAUCGAUGAUGUACGUCAGCCCGGCUCUGGUUAAAAACAUCAACGUUUUCGAGGAAAAAAUCUGCUUUAAAAAUAAACAAGUUUCUGUAAUUCUCAUUUAUUAACGUUCAAUGACGUGUCACGUUUGUAACUGCUUUUUUGUCUAAACCAUUUAAUUUAUAGUAUUAAAUAUUUAUAGAAAAUGAA
This is a messenger RNA of Psylliodes chrysocephalus, 2074 nucleotides long. The record is from the annotation of a GenBank genome assembly. NCBI's taxonomy places the organism in Eukaryota, Metazoa, Arthropoda, Insecta, Coleoptera, Chrysomelidae.